AUGUCGCGUACCACGAACUUCCGCAGUUACGACGCUCAGGCGCGUCUUCUUGCAGCGCUGGUUGCUUCUUUGGAGAACCAACGUUUCGACUUCAAGAAACACCGGAUGCGCACGGUCAAGGCCAUGGCCGAGGCCUGCCGUAAGCUGGUUGAGGCUGGCGAGGACCCCGCCCAGUAUGCCAUCUAUGAGCACUUUGACACGAAGCAGAAAAUCCAAAAGUACUUCGGUGCCAGCACCCCUGAUGGCAUUGGCUUUCAGUUCCGCUCUGUGAAGCAAGGUGCAAAAGUCCUGAUUGAUGCCGUUAACAAUGGCAAGGACCCUGUUCAGGCCUUUAAUGAGUGGAACAACGGCGGUUCUUCCAGUAUUCCUGCCACCCCGGCCGGCCGUGGUGCCAAGCGUGCUCGUGCUCCAUCCAUGAAGAAGACGCCUGGUACUACUCCGGCUUCCAAGCGCCGCAAGCAGAUCAAGCUUGAGGAUAUCACCGACGAUGAGGAUUCUCCCGAUGCUGACUACUCAGAUCUUGACACCACUCCGACCAAGAACAAGCCCAUAUCUGGUGCUAAGAAGAUCAACGACGUCGAUUUGACAGCUGAUGAUAAUCUGGACAAGCCUGCCUUUAGCACAAAGAGCACUCUGAACAAGCUCGUCAAGGCUGAUUGUGCUGCUCACGAAGCCACGGCUGGAGGUAUUCAUGCUGUGUGUGAGACGGGCACUUCCUCCAAGGGUGCUGUUGCUGCUCAAGCACCUACGACGGACCAGGAUUCCGGUCCUCAGCAGGAUGAUGAUGUUCUCGUAGCAGCAUCCAGCUUUACUCUGCCUCCUAUCCCAGGCACUGGCUCAUCUUCCACUGCCGAUGUGAGCACUCUUGAUGCCCAAAACACUUCGUUAUUUAACCUCCCCCCUGCUCGCCCGCCCAUCAUUCCCUCGCUGGCCUCCUUUCCAGACAACGUCAAGUACGCCAGUCCCAACUCCGCCGCCCGGUCUAUCCUAACUUCUUCGGCCCCCAUAUCCUCCAAUACAACCGUCACCAUCAACGGCAGCAAGGCCAAGGGAUUCAAGCCCGACUCGGAAGCACCAUCCACGACCGUGUCUCUUUCGCAGUGUCAGUCGCGCUCGUGCUCUAAGACCCCGGUCCAGGCCAUGAGCCAGUCCUUCACGUUCGAAAAUGAGUCAGAGCCAGAGGUUACCAACUCCGCUGGCGAAGCGCUCGACCUGCAUGAUACCUACCGUUCUGUGGUGCGUGGUCGUCGGUCGGAGUCAGUCGCCACGUAUUUUACCGCUGUCGAUAGUGCCACUGGCCAAAGCCAUGCUGGUACUGGUUCCGUUAACUUCGACAGCCAUGAUGUCGAUGGGGACGACGAGUGGGAUGCUGGCGAUGUUUAG
Messenger RNA from Thermochaetoides thermophila DSM 1495, 1383 nucleotides. RefSeq lists its product as uncharacterized. The record is from RefSeq and is a predicted model, not a curated record. Lineage: Eukaryota; Fungi; Ascomycota; Sordariomycetes; Sordariales; Chaetomiaceae. Bases 1 to 1383 code for a protein of 460 amino acids. The transcript has 3 exons.